AUGGACUUUUGGGAGUCGGCCAGCGUGCAGUGCGAGAAGCUCAAGUCGCCGUCGUAUCUCGAGCUCGUCAUCUCCAUCCUCAUCCUCCUCGGACUCUUGAUCUCCUACCUUCCCCAGCACUACCGCAUCAUCUCCAGGGGGACAUCUGAGGGCAUCUCACCCUACUUUGUCCUCCUCGGCACAACUUCCGCAACGGCCGGCUUCGCAAACAUCCUCACCGUCCCACCGUCGCGCGCCGCCAUCGGCUGCUGCAAGGAGGUGGGGACCUUUGAGUGCGCCGCAGGACUACUUGGCGUCGCCCAACUCGGCGUGCAGUGGCUUUGCUUUACUCUCAUCCUCGUCCUCUUCCUCAUUUUUUUCCGCUACCGAGAAGCCAAUGUGCCCCAGGAAGACUUGGGCGGGGAGUCGCCUCGAUGGCAAACAGCCGUCAUGGUCGGUCUUUUGUGUGUUCUGCAUGGCUUGGCUGUCGUCAUUGUGACCGGCGUCUUUGCCAUUGCCGUGCCUAGCCACCUGACGGCCUGGGCAAACGUCCUAGGCGUCAUGGCCACCGUCCUCGCGGCCAUCCAGUACGUGCCUCAGAUCUGGACGACGUAUCAACUCAAGCACGUUGGGAGCCUCAGCAUUCCGAUGAUGUGCAUCCAGACGCCAGGCGGGUUUCUCUUUGCGGCCAGUCUGUAUGCGAGGCUGGGGUCGGCCGGCUGGAGCACUUGGGUCAUCUACCUGAUAACGGCCACUAUGCAAGGCACGGUCCUGGCCCUCGGCAUCUACUAUGAAAUUGCAGCACGCCGGCGCGAGGGCUGCGGCGGCGAUUUCUCGGCAAGCGUGCCGCGCUCACCAGUGGAACACUCGAGCCUCCCGCGCCGACCCGCCGCGAGCCGGACCUACUCUGAAGGCUGGGAGCGUGGGCUGCCGGGGCCGUUCACAGGGCACCCUGAGCGCUAUGCCGAGACGGAAGAGGACCUGGACCACAUGCAGGAGCGGGAGGAGCGAGCCAUUGCGAGGGAAAACCAACCGCUGCUUCGACCGGGGGGGAUAGGCAACCCGCGAAGGAACUACAGCUCAAUCCACAGCUGA
This is a messenger RNA of Hirsutella rhossiliensis, 1074 nucleotides long. Its product is annotated as PQ loop repeat domain-containing protein. Bases 1 to 1074 code for a protein of 357 amino acids. The transcript has 3 exons. The record is from RefSeq and is a predicted model, not a curated record. NCBI's taxonomy places the organism in Eukaryota, Fungi, Ascomycota, Sordariomycetes, Hypocreales, Ophiocordycipitaceae.